Molecule: messenger RNA, 1358 nt
Organism: Osmia bicornis bicornis
Lineage: Eukaryota; Metazoa; Arthropoda; Insecta; Hymenoptera; Megachilidae
Product: ran-specific GTPase-activating protein-like
Exons: 4
Coding region: 491-1270 (259 amino acids)
Biological process (GO): nucleocytoplasmic transport
Cellular component (GO): cytoplasm; nuclear pore
Molecular function (GO): GTPase activator activity
Source: RefSeq, a predicted model, not a curated record
GUGCCAAUUAUUACAAUGGCUACACCUGAGCCUACAAAACACCUCAAUUCUUAAAAACGCCUAAUUUUUGAUAAGGAAAUAAGUGAUUUUGAUCUGCAAAAUAAUUAUAUAUUUUGAUUGAGUUAAAAUAUAAACGAAACUGUAGCUUCUUGCUUCUACAACAUAGGGAAAUUGUGUGACAAACAAGUUGAUACUCAAAGUCUCUAGCUUUUUAUAAUUAUUGUAUUUUAAGAAUCUUAUUUAUUUUAAUUAAGUUAGAGAUAAUAUAUUUAUAAAUAAUUGUAAUUUACUAACCAGUUCAUUUUAAUCUUCUUUAAUCUCGCAUUUUUAUUUAAUAAAUAACGGUGGUAGUAAAUAGUUACUAUUUUAAAUACGUCUAUAAAUUAUCAUGGAACCGUAUCACGUAAUAUCGCGGUUUCGUAUCAAACAAGUCGAAGUUGGCGGUAUUCAGUAACAAAUUGCGAUAUUUCCUCUGUGAAUCUCGUAAAAGAUGCCAGAAAACGUGCUAAAUGGAGACCAUGUUGAUGUGAAAGGUGCUAACUGUGAAACUCAAAACAACGAAGAAGAUAAUAAUGAAGAAGAAUUACAGUUCGAACCAAUAGUUUCUUUACCAUUAAUAGAAGUAUCCACCAAUGAGGAAGAUGAAGUAGAAAUGAUAAAAAUGAGAGCAAAAUUGUAUCGCUAUGAUUCUUCUAGCAAUCCAGCAGAAUGGAAGGAACGUGGAACAGGGGAAGUAAAAUUAUUAAGGCAUAAAAUAAAAAACACAGUGAGAGUUGUAAUGCGUAGAGAUAAAACAUUUAAAAUUUGUGCUAAUCAUUUUGUAACACCUUGGAUGGAAUUGAAGCCUAAUUGUGGCAGUGACAGAGCAUGGGUAUGGAGUGUACUCGCCGAUUAUGCAGAUGAACAACUUAAACCUGAACUUCUUGCGAUAAGAUUUGCAAAUGCAGAAAAUGCAACUGUUUGGAAGGAAGCAUUUGAAAAGGCAAAGAAGAUAGUAGGAUCUGAAUGUGAAAUAUAUGCUGGUAAAAAUAAUGCAGAUGAAAAACAUGUUGAGAGUGAUAGUGAACCUUCUAGUGAUGUAAGUUAUAGUGAAAGUACUGACAAUGAAGAACAAGCUAAAAAAUUAGCAGCAGCAGAUUCAGAGGUUCAAAACAAUGAUACUGAAACAGUAGAAGAUUUUAGAAAGGAAACCAAAGAUGGAGAAAGCUUGGAUAAAGUAUCAAAAGAACUUGAACAAUUACAAGUUAAGGAUAUAGAGAAAGACAAGUAAAAAAUUACAUCUCAGUGCAUCAAAGGUGUUAAUUAUAAGUGCACAUUCCAACAUAAACGUAAAUGCAUGCAUAUGCUUAAAUGUUUGA